Sordaria macrospora k-hell is the source of this 924-nucleotide messenger RNA. RefSeq lists its product as uncharacterized. The record is from RefSeq and is a predicted model, not a curated record. Lineage: Eukaryota; Fungi; Ascomycota; Sordariomycetes; Sordariales; Sordariaceae.
AUGUCUCUACCCAGUGACACGGAAAUUUCCCCUAGCCAGCCUAAGGCCGCCUCUGCUCCGUCCACACCUAUCCCGACAGCACCGCCAUCACAAGAUAUAAUCGCCGCCCACAAGAUGUCAGAAGCUGGAACAGAAUACUUUAUGCCUGACUUGGCCUCUCCAUUGAGCACGCUAGGACGUGGACUCGUGCCUUUCACAACAGCACCCAAGACCCUAGGUAUCGAUUGGCGAUAUGGUGCGCAAGGCACAAACCUCCUCGUCAACGCCGCCGAGGAAUCACGCCGCAGUGGCAACAGCACCUUCAGUUCCAACUUCGAGCGAUCAACCUACAUCAGCGGUCUCCAGAACCUACUCAGCGGAUUACCCCCAGACCUCCGCGACGCCGAAAUAUCCACGCUGCAGCAUGCAAUCCCACCGGCAGUGGUGAGCAAGAUUGUUCAAGAGAGUAGUAGUAGUAAUAGUAGUAGUAGUAGUAGUAGUAGUAGUAGUAGUAGUAGUAGUAGUAGCAGUGGAACCCGAGACAACAAGCCUUCGGAUACAAGACACAAGGGCGGUGUCGGUGUCUACAAGGAAAACUUGCUCCACAAGUUCCUUCUUUGGCUCUUUUGCCUCAUCGAUGGAUGGGUUUUCUUUCUUUGGCCCAAGCUGCCGUAUUUGUACGUCAGGAUGAAGCAAAUCAGCCAAGAUAACGGACAAGAGGUGGCUGGCAGUCUGGGGAGAGGCGCGCUGUCGGUUGCUGGUGCUAUCGUCUUCGUCGUGAAUCAGGAACCGGUGAUGGAGGCGACGCAGGCGAUUAGCAAGUGGACGUAUGAAGGGGUGAGGGGAGCUGUGACGGAUUUUGUGGCGAUGAAGAUUGCUGAGAGGAGUGGAAGCGGAGGGAAGAAGGAAGGGGAGGAGCCCGAGGUCAAGUUGAAGGCAUCUUAG